UCCUAUUCCGAACCGUAUGAUUUUACCCUUAAACGUGCCGUGUAGGAGAGGCCAUUGUACACCCGACAUUAGUUACAGCGCUAUCAACCUUGUAAUUAAAAAGACAAUUUUCGACACAGCUUUCAGAACACAGCCAUUCAUGAUUGGAAUUUUCGAGUAUAAUUGGUCAAGUUAUUGGACACUCGAGUCUUUAUUGAUUGAUGCAUGGUCGGUCCGGCAAGAAAAGAAUUGUCAAAAACAAUCAAAGUUUUAAACCAUAAAUGUGUUCUUGUAGUUUGUUUAGAUUUUGGAUUUCCGAAAAAUAUUGAAUGAGACAAACGUGAAAUGGCAACAGAAAAAGAUUUGAUAAAUGCUGUACAAGAAUCUCUAAAGGCCGAUGGAAAUCUUGAUCGAAUAAAAGCAGAAAUGCGUACAGAAGUAAUAAAAUUGCUCGAUUAUUCUAGCAAGGAGAACAAAUCAAAUACUAUUAAACCUUCACAUGAUAUUGUUUUCCUCAAUGAACUUGUCCGAGAAUAUCUGGAUUGGAUGGGUUAUAAAUAUAGCUCCACUGUAUUUAUCGCAGAAUGUGAUCUUCCCAAACAUUGCUUGGAUCGUAAACUUCUGGCACAAGGUUUAGGAAUAAAAGAUAGCGGAAAGAGCAAAAAUUUACCGCUGUUGUGUGGUCUUGUACAAACAUUCAUCAAUUUAAAAAAUACCUAAUUAUAAGAUCUACACGAGCAUGUAUUCAACUGCGAUUUUUAAUUACUAUUUAUUCAUUUUCUAUAUAUUUAUAUAUGUUACAAAUCUCACACUUAUAUAUGUACAAACAAAAACAUGCACAAGCUUAGAUAUAUACAGAUUAUAUUUAUUAUAAUAAAUAAUAAAAACCAAACAGUACUUAAAUCCAAUCUGUAACACAUGGCAAUUCUUUGUUAGUAAUAACAAAGCUGUAUUACAUAAUGUAACAUUAGCACGAUGAACGCGAAGUCGACAUCUUUUUUUUUUAUUUCUAUAUGUUCAUGCGAGGCACAAGAAUAUGUUAAAAGAAUUUUAUCAUUUUAUUUUUCGUGAUUUUUUCUUACAUAUUGACAUUAAAUUAUGAAAGUACAAUAUAAUGGUGAAAGAGGGAGGGAAAGAAAUAUAUAUGUAUAU
Messenger RNA from Trachymyrmex septentrionalis, 1131 nucleotides. RefSeq names its product lisH domain-containing protein FOPNL. Gene Ontology annotation, molecular function: protein binding. Gene Ontology annotation, biological process: microtubule anchoring; cilium assembly. Gene Ontology annotation, cellular component: motile cilium; centrosome; ciliary basal body. The coding region runs from base 325 to 699 and encodes 124 amino acids. The transcript is spliced from 3 exons. NCBI's taxonomy places the organism in Eukaryota, Metazoa, Arthropoda, Insecta, Hymenoptera, Formicidae. The record is from RefSeq and is a predicted model, not a curated record.